GGAGGAGAGGAGCAGUGAGCAGGCCCGAGAAGGCAGGACUUCCUGGUGUGGGGGUUGUCAACAGCCCAGAAAGAGAGAGGCCGAGACGGAGACGGAGAGGGAGCCGAGCCGAGGAGCCCAGAGUUCCAUCCAGUGGGGCCACGUGGGAGGAGCCUGGAGGGAGCCACUCGAGGGACCUGGAGCCAGCGGGGGGCUGAGCCGCCCCCUCCCACAGCCACCGGGAAGACCCGCGGAGUGUUAACCGAGGCCGCGCCUGGGCUCCGCCGUGGAAGCGCCGCCGGUUUCUUCUCGUCUCCGCUGCAAACUUUCCACGGAGAUGCCUCGCAGAGUGAGAUGCAGACGCCGGAGAGCACUGGGUAGCCCCUGAUUGCCGUCUGCCGUGGCCUGCAUUGCUCAGGGGUCCAAGAGGCCCUAAGGAAAAAAAAAAAAAAAGGACAUCUUUAGUCCCCAGGUCCGCUCUCCAGCUCAGCUCGGCGGCCGAGGCCCGAGAGUUUGCAAGCUCAGCUCUGGGGUUUCAGCAGCGACAGCAGCAGGAAAAACCUGCCUCUGCCCCCCCUCCCGUCACCUCCCCUCCCCUGUACUCCAGUCACUAACUAGGCACCCCCAGUUCCCACAAGGCCCUCCUGCCAUGUCGGACCCAGACGUCCCCAGGGGCCCCGAUGUCCCUGCCAUGUGGCCCCCUUGUUCCAGAGGUGCCUGAGCCCCUCUCCAGGAGCCCAGCCCCUCCCCCACCCGAGCCUAGUCGGGAGCCCCAGGGACCAUGAGUGGUGGUAAGAAGAAAAGUAGUUUUCAGAUCACCAGCGUCACCACGGACUAUGAGGGCCCAGGAAGCCCAGGGGCUUCGGAUUCCCCUGUCUCACCGGCUCCCGCUGGGCCCCCGCCCCGCCUCCCCAAUGGGGAACCCAACCCUGAUCCAGGGGGCAGGGGCACCCCCCGGAAUGGCUCCCCGCCACCUGGAGCCCCUGCCUCCCGUUUCCGGGUGGUGAAGCUGCCCCAAGGCUUGGGAGAGCCUUAUCGUCGAGGUCGGUGGACGUGUGUGGAUGUUUACGAGAGAGACCUGGAGCCCCCAAGCUUCGGCCGGCUCCUGGAGGGAAUUCGAGGGGCCUCAGGAGGCACUGGAGGCAGAUCAUUGGAUUCUAGGUUGGAGCUGGCUAGCUUGGGCAUAAGCACCCCUAUCCCACAGCCAGGCCUGUCUCAGGGCCCCACCUCUUGGCUCCGCCCGCCCCCCACUUCUCCUGGACUACAGGCCCGCUCCUUCACAGGGGGGCUGGGCCAGCUGGCAGGGCCUGGCAAGGCCAAGGUGGAGACACCCCCGCUGUCAGCCUCUCCACCCCAGCAACGCCCCCCAGGGCCUGGGCCUGGAGAUAGCGCUCAGCCCCUGCCCUCUCUGAGGGUCGAAGUGGAGUCUGGGGGUUCAGCAGCUGGAACCCCUCCACUGUCACGGAGAAGAGAUGGAGCAGUUCGCCUGAGGAUGGAGUUAGUUGGUCCAGAGGAGACAGGGAAGGUGCCUCCGAUCGACUCUCGCCCCAACUCACCAGCCCUCUACUUCGAUGCCAGCCUGGUCCACAGGUCUCCAGACCCCUUUGGAGCCGCAGCGGCCCAGAGCCUCAGCCUGGCUCGGUCCAUGCUGGCCAUCAGUGGUCACCUGGACAGUGAUGACGAUAGUGGUUCCGGAAGUCUGGUUGGCAUUGACAACAAGAUUGAACAAGCCAUGGUCCUGUCCUGGAAACGUAAAGCCAAGCCAUACAUAUCCAGGCAGCCCAAGAAACAACCAUUGAAGGGAGUGGAGAAGACCUCCACGGACUUUGAUGUGAAAAAUUUGGUCAAGCCCCGCAAAGAGUCCAAGGUCUCUGACCUGAAUGUGUGCCCGGGGGGGCUUGAACCCCCUGUGUUGGCCACUGCCAAGGAAAGGCCCUCUGUGCCACCCGUUGUGCACCGAGAGAGUGAGACUCUGGAGAUUCUCCAGAGUCACAAGAGUCGCUCCCUGAUGCGGCUGUCCCAGACCGUAGUGCACUCAGUUUCCAUGUUGAUGUGCUCAGCGCUGCAGUCUGGCUGGCGACUGUGUAAGUGGAAGUCUUCUGUGAGUUCUGCCUCAGUUUCCUCUCGACUAAGGACCCGGACGGCCUUGGAGACGCCAGAGGCUGAGAUGCUACGGGAAGUGUACCUGGUACUCUGGGUCAUCCGCAAACAACUCAGAGGGCUGGCCCGCAGGCAGGAGAGGCGCAGGCGUCGCCGUGUGCGGUCCCACGCGUCCUACAUAUCCCGCCCCUCGGAUCCCGUGCAGGGCCUCAAACCGGAUGCCCGAAGUCCCCUCUAGGCAGGGGAGCCCCAGAUCCUUAGAAAGUCCCCACUCACUCUUAAAGAAGGUUGGCAGGAGGGGUUGAAGAGCCAUCAGGCCAGAGUUGCUGGUGAGGAGGCCAUACUGUCACCUCUCAUCCGAAGCCCAAGACCAGGCCUGGGGUCGAACAUACUCCCCUUCCGUGUUUGUUCAAUUUGUAGAAAGAAAAAAAAAUUAUCUAAAUAUUGAGAAAUAAAUAUCGGAUGUUUCUGAGUA
Peromyscus eremicus (cactus mouse) is the source of this 2554-nucleotide messenger RNA. RefSeq names its product TSC22 domain family member 4 (gene Tsc22d4). Lineage: Eukaryota; Metazoa; Chordata; Mammalia; Rodentia; Cricetidae. Gene Ontology annotation, biological process: regulation of transcription by RNA polymerase II; response to osmotic stress. Bases 761 to 2317 code for a protein of 518 amino acids. The transcript has 6 exons. The record is from RefSeq and is a predicted model, not a curated record.